CAGAGUAGUAUUCAGUGCGUCGUGCGAAAAGUAGUCGAGCUUGGCGAGGUCGCCUUUUGCGUUGGCACGGAGUUUCGGUUCGUGCAUGUUUUUAAUUAUAAUUUCGAAUCGAAAAAACCGCGUACAUUUUUAUCUGUAUGCUCGUUAUAAUUCGGUGGAAUAAGAACGAAAGUGAUGAAGUGUAAUUCUGUGCUUGAACAUAUAGGGCGUAGCCAGGCAUUGUGCAAAAUCGGCUGAAAACGAAUGACGACAAGGCGGUGCGUGACAGUCUGAACUGCCAUUGGAAAGGAUAUCUUGUUGUCUUUUUCGCACCUAGUGGUAUUUUGUGUACUCGCGGGGUUCGCUGCAUCAUCAUCAUCCUUUCUCUCUCUCUCUCUCUCUUUCUCUCUCUCUCUCUCUUCUUCUCUCUUCUAUCUUUUUCUUUACUAGCUUCUUACCGUUCCGUAUAUUGUUCAAUCGUACUCGUAUACGUGCUAUAUAGACAAAAUUGAAGACGUCCACGCAUGGUGCAGGUUCAAUUGCAACAGAGUUCCGAAUUUAAGUAUAAAGUGGAUGAUCAACAUGAGCAGCAGAUGACUGUUAGCCGAGCUGAUGCUCGUUCAAUUUUAAUAUGAGUGAAGUAGUGGCUGUAACACCUAGUGGUGGAUCAACACGCCAGGAAAGCGUGGUACACAUCAAAAGACAUAAAUUAGCCAACUGUAAUGUUCCUCUUGUACACGGACGGUCAAAUCCACCGAUUAACAGCCGUAAUAGGCUGACUACGCAUCAACGAAAUCACAGUUUGGAUUUUAGAUCAAUGGGUAUUUUGUUACCGCCAGUCCCACAGGCAAGCGCGACCACGCUGACGCACCAUCAUAGAAAUCGAAGUCUUGAUUCCGCGCUUCAACGUAUUCCGGAAGUGGAUGUGACACCAAGUCCAGAAUGCGAGACGACACCUGCCCCGGUAACUAAAGUGGUCGUAAUACCGGCGUGCAAAGCGCGCAGCCGGGAACGCGAAGAUCUUGCCAGUCUCGGGUCCGACGAUUCGGGUAUACUUUGCGGUUCCGAUAGCGGUUCUAGCGACGCAACAAACGCUGCCACUAGAGAAUCGAGCGUUGAUCAUCUGCAUAGCCGUGAAAGCCUCGACUCCUCGUUAUCCCAACCAGGUGACAUGGAUAGCGUGGAUACAGUGGAUGGCGAAGAAACUAGUGCUUUGGAUUCAGUGACGGUGUCGGUGCAAGUAUCACCUGUGGAACUGGUGCACUUGAGUGAACCUUCGUCGAAAAAGGGUGGUGAUAAUAGUGAGCCACAUAAACACGAAAACACAAUCAGUGGUAAUCACGAUUCGCAAGAAACGUGCUCCAAUAACGUCUGUACAGUCAACGAAUUCGAGAGCCAUGAGUAUACGCAGGAUGAACAACGAUGCACCGAUGUGGGUGUGACAGUUGGUACGCGAGAUUUCCAAAAUUCCAUGGAAGUCUUGCCAGUGAACGAUAAACAGAGUGAAUUGGCCGGCGCGGCUAUGACUUUAUGUUGCGGGACUGCAGUGCAAUCCGAAAUUAAUGAGGCAGCUGUAAAAAAGCAAACUGGUGUUGUUUGCCGUAGGCAAGAGACGGUACAACCAAAACCAUCUGAAGGAUGUUUGCUUAGAUUGUUUGAAAGCCAGAUUUUUGAUAUGUCUAUGGCAAUUUCUUAUCUUUUUAAUUCUAAAGAGCCUGGCGUUCAGAGCUAUCUUGGAAACAAGAUGUUUAGUUUCCCAGAUAAUGAUGUGGACUUCUAUUUACCACAACUAGUUGUGAUGUAUAUACAACUUCAUGAUGUUACAGAAGUUCUUUAUCCAUAUCUUGUUCAUAGAUGUAGACAGUCAGCUGAUUUUUCAUUAAAAUGUGCCUGGCUAUUAGAUGCAUAUAGUUCAGAUGCUCAUUUGCCAUCAAAAAAAAAGUCUCAUGGGACCAAAUUAAAAAAUCUUAUUCUCUCAGAUGAACUCAGGCCAAAAGGAAAUGAGAAUAAAAAACGUGUAACUGGAUUACAAACUCCCGCACCGCUAUCAUUAAUUCCGAUGCAAAAUAUUACAUCUCCUAAUAAAAAGACACACCAAAGAUCUCAAUCUGAUGCCAGUGGAUUAUUUCAAACUCUACGUCGUAGCCAUUCCGGUACAAUAAAUAAAGUAAGUCUUGGGGACCUGAGCUCUGGUCGAGCAUUUGAUAAUGGUUGUACCUGUUUUUAUUCCUGCCAAGGUGUGGUAAAUGAUUUACGAGGACAAAAAACCGACUGCUUUUGCAAUGCGCCACGUCUUGCUCCAGAACUUGAAUUUAUACAAGCAUUAAUAUCAAUUGGUAAAUUACUUGGAACUAUUCCAACAAAGGAAAGUAAAACUGUUCAAUUAAUAGCAGAACUUAAUACUCUCAAUUUGAAUCUCCCUGCAAGGGUGUGGCUUCCUUUGCACAGUUCAAUACCACAUCAUAUCGUACGAGUGCCACCACAAUAUGCUGCUGUCCUUAAUAGCAAGGAUAAGGCACCAUACAUAAUUUAUGUUGAAGUGUUAGAAGUAGAAGAUAUUUAUACGUCACCUGUACCGACGAAAAUAGUAGGAUGUUCAUUGAGGCAUACUAAAUCUGAAGAAAAUUUAACUGGAGGUGAACAAUCUAAUGUAAUGGGUUCAUCAAACAUAUCCGCUUCAGAAACGCAACAGAAUAUGCUGCCGAUUAGACAAACUCCGAUUAAAAAUAUUUCUCCAUAUUCGGUUAGAAAUACAGAAGUCGCAUUUAAUUUUCCCGAUGAUGAUCCUAGUGAUUGUUGGAGUCAAGAGGAUGAUGAAAUCACACAACAGUAUUUACAAUUACGUAAGCCAAAAGAUAGAGAUACAAUAUCUCAAUUAAGUCAAGAAUCAUCAGAUAGUAAAGAACCAAUAUUUGUACCUGGUGAUAUAAAGAGGCGGUUAAGUGAAAUGGCUGCUGCACCUAGUGCAACAUUUAAUCAUGAUCCAGAAGAUCCAUCAGCAGCUGUUCUCAAGGAACCAUGGGAAUUAAAACAACGUCGCAUAAGGUCAUCCAGUCCAUAUGGUCAUUUGGCAUCUUGGAGACUUCUUGCUGUUAUUGUAAAAUGUGGUGAUGAUCUUCGACAAGAACUUCUUGCUUCACAAUUACUUUCAAUGUUGCAAAAAAUAUGGCAAGAUGAACAUGUACCUCUCUGGGUGCGGCCAUAUAAAAUUUUAUGCUUAUCGAAUGAUAGUGGAUUAAUAGAACCAAUUUUAAAUACUGUAUCACUUCAUCAAGUAAAAAAACAGUGCCAAUUAACGCUUUAUCAAUAUUUUGAAAGAGAAUUUGGCCCAUCUAUGUCAGAAGCAUUUAUUAUUGCGCAAAGAAACUUUAUUCAAAGUUGUGCGGCUUAUUGUCUUGUCUGUUAUCUUAUUCAAGUUAAAGAUCGUCAUAAUGGAAAUAUUUUACUUCAUAGUGAUGGUCAUUUAAUACACAUAGAUUUUGGUUUUAUUCUUUCAACUUCGCCAAGAAACUUAGGAUUUGAGACUAGUCCUUUUAAAUUAACUCCAGAAUUUGUGGAGGUAAUGGGUGGAAGUCAAUCUAAACAAUUUCAAGAAUUUAAAACUUUAAUUCUCCAAGGAUUAAUCGCAGCACGGAAACAUAUGGAAAAAAUUGUCAAUUUAGUGGAAAUAAUGUUAUCAGGGUCGCAACUUCCAUGUUUCCGUAGUGGUGGAGCAGCGACAGUUCAAGGAUUGAAAAAUAGAUUCCAUCUUACAUUAACAGAAGAUCAAUUACGUCGACAUGUGGAAGAUUUAGUUGAAGCUAGUAUUCAUUCAUGGUCUACUAAAUUAUAUGACCGGUAUCAAUAUUUCGCAAAUGGCACCCUUUAAUAAUAAUAUCAAUUUCUAUCUAUAUGGCGAAGAUAAUGAUUUUUAUAAGAAAGUGAAAAAACUUAAGUUGAUAAUAUGGUACUUCUUCCAGAAUUUCUAAACUUUAUAGCAUUCCGUAUGCACAAAUUAUCUUUGAAUCUAAUUAUUUGAUCACAUACAAGUAUGAUCGAUAGGAAAUGCUAAAAAAUAGAUUUAUUCCAAGUAGUAUAAGCUGAUUUCAGUAGAUUAAUUUUAUUUGUUCCUGAAUUAUUCCUUAGUUUCUUAAAAUAUUAAUAACAAUUAUCUUUCAAAACUUGUACAAAUAUCAUAUUUGUUAAUAAGUAAGAAUGAUUUUUGAAAAACAUUGUUUAUAAAAAUUUUAUGCCUCUUAUUUGUAAAAAAUGAUAAAUGAAACAGGGAAUAAUUUAUGAAAUUUUAAUUGUUACAUUAAGUAAUAUUAAAUAUAUGUAAUUGAUUUUAUUUUAUAUGCUAAAAUGACUAUGUAUGCCUUAUUGGCAUUUACAAGUUAACUAUCGUCGGUGCAGAUUUUGUGACGUUGACUGAAUGUUGGACUGCUAGAUCGUUAUAGCCUAUAACAGCGUAAUUUGUUAAAGGUGCCUUAUUUGUAGAAAAUGGCGGAACGAUCAAAUUUGAACACAGUGAAGUGACUACGUGUGUUGAUCUACUGACAAAACUGAUCUAUUAAAAAAGGACAAUCUAUAAUUUGUACAUAAAUACAUUGCGUGAACUUCUGUCGAAUUUCUUUCGUAAUUAAUUUUCGGCAAUAAAUAAUCCCACCAUAAUGAUGUGAAGAAAUAAUAUGGUGUUUAAGAUUCAUAUGAAUCUUUGAAUGAAAGAAGCGUGUAUACAAGCCCAGAUAUUAGCAGGAGAUGAAUACUCAAAAUAUUUCCUACUUUAUAGAAUACUAUUACUAUAAAUACAUUUAAUUGUAAUGAUACGCUAAGGAUAACUACAUAGUGAAAUUUAAGGAUCACAUUUGAAAGUUUUUACAUGUUCUUAUUACACACAUACAUUGAUAGUGACAAUGCGAAAUACUUAGUUGUGUGAAGAUAGUUAUUUAAUAGUAUUUCUGCGUUACAUAUGUUCGUUUAAGUAAGUAAAUUAUAAAGUAAAGAAAUAUUGUACAUACAUAAAGUAACAGAUUUUAUCACUUAUCAGUUAAAAUUAAUUGAGAAUGAAUGUUUGAAGUAAAAUCAAAGUCAUAGCGAGCCAGCCCAUGUAUGAAACUUGGGCUCUCUGACUUCCAAGUGUCUUAACUCUCUUUUUUCUGUCAUAACCGUCUCACGAUAGGAAGGCGGAUCAGAGAUUAAGAAUAAUUGAUAUUGCAUAAUGCUCAAUACAUUUUGCAUUUGAAUAUUGUUUGCGUAAUAUCAUUGCGCUAAUUUUUGUUAAGUAUUUAGUUUUUGCUAUUUCCUAAGCAAUUAUAAAUGUUAUUAAAAAUUUUUCUUGAUUUCAUAGAAUAAAUAAUAAAUUCUACAGUUUUUAUAUAAUUGAAAAUAUUGAUAUCUCUGAUUUGCCUUAUUUUUCCGCUAUCAAUUAUGAGCUACUGAUAAUAUCAAUUAUUAAAUAAAUAUGAAAUCUAAUCAAA
This is a messenger RNA of Apis mellifera (honey bee), 5435 nucleotides long. RefSeq names its product phosphatidylinositol 4-kinase beta (gene fwd). NCBI's taxonomy places the organism in Eukaryota, Metazoa, Arthropoda, Insecta, Hymenoptera, Apidae. Gene Ontology annotation, molecular function: 1-phosphatidylinositol 4-kinase activity. Bases 611 to 3847 code for a protein of 1078 amino acids. The transcript has 12 exons. The record is from RefSeq and is a predicted model, not a curated record. Gene Ontology annotation, biological process: phosphatidylinositol phosphate biosynthetic process; phosphatidylinositol-mediated signaling. Gene Ontology annotation, cellular component: cytoplasm; membrane.